AUGGUACUGUCCCGCUCGCUGCUGCUCUCGUGCGCGCUGUCGCUGGGCUGCGCGGCCGCGUCCAUCGACUUCCCGGACCUCACCAGCUACAGCCAGCCGUGCGAGCCCUUCACGUGCCGCCCCAAGCGCGCGGUGACCCCAGCCAAGGACUUUGAGUUCACGGCCAAUGGCUGCGGCACGUCCGGCAUGCCCAUCUCCACGUCCACGGACUUCCAGGAGUGCUGCAACUGGCACGACGCCUGCUACAGCAUAUGCGGCAUGCCCAAGGCCAACUGCGAGAAGCGGCUGCAGAAGUGCAUGAAGUCCCAGUGCAAGGCCAUCAGAGACCCGGCCAAGCGCGACGAGUGCUUCUCGACCGCCAAGAUCUUCUACAUCGGCGCCAAUAUGAUCGCCUGCCCGGCCUACCAGGAGGCCCAGAAGGAGGCGUGUGAGUGCGUGCCGACGGAGAACGCGGCUGCUGCCACACGCGAGCGCCUCGAGUACUUCCUCGAGGAGAAUGGCGCGCCGCAGGAGGAGCUCGAGGACGAGGCCAUCGACGCGCUGCUCAAGAAGUACAAGGGCCAGGAGCCUACCAUGUUCCUGCGGCUGCUCAAGAAGUACCCCAAGGCGCUCAAGACUGACCCGCAGAAGACCAACUUCAUGGACGACAUUGUCAAGAACGCGGGCGCCGAUCUCAAGAAGGACAAGAAGAAGAAGGGCAAGAAGCGCAGAGCCGCGGGGUCCUCCGCCACGUCGCUGACGUACUCGGGCCUGCAGAUAUUGACGCCGUACUCCUUUAGGCUGGCUGCUAUGUCCUCCAUAGUCAACACAGCCCGGCUGCCUGUGGGAGAGGCGCCGUCGCUCUGCACGGCGGCCAGCGCCGCGCUGGAUGACGCCGACGACGCCGACUGCGAGCGGAUGCGCAGGUACUGCAUGGCGUCGUGGGUCACGUCCAGCAGGAGCUUGUGGGCCGCCAGGGAGAUCAGCCGCGUGCUGUAG
Molecule: messenger RNA, 978 nt
Organism: Phytophthora sojae
Lineage: Eukaryota; Oomycota; Peronosporomycetes; Peronosporales; Peronosporaceae
Exons: 5
Coding region: 1-978 (325 amino acids)
Biological process (GO): arachidonate secretion; lipid catabolic process; phospholipid metabolic process
Cellular component (GO): extracellular region
Molecular function (GO): calcium ion binding; A2-type glycerophospholipase activity
Source: RefSeq, a predicted model, not a curated record